Messenger RNA from Pistacia vera, 2133 nucleotides. RefSeq names its product high mobility group B protein 15-like. The record is from RefSeq and is a predicted model, not a curated record. The coding region runs from base 410 to 1804 and encodes 464 amino acids. Gene Ontology annotation, molecular function: DNA binding. NCBI's taxonomy places the organism in Eukaryota, Viridiplantae, Streptophyta, Magnoliopsida, Sapindales, Anacardiaceae. The transcript is spliced from 7 exons.
CAAUAGAUAGAUACCAGCAUAUCUCUACCAUGUCAGCCUGAAGUUAUAGGCCUUAUAGGCCUGUAACAGUCUGCUACUUUGAUACAGAGAGAAGAGAGAGUGUAUGUGUGAGUAUUCUGUAUCUGGGUCUUUAUUGCCAGAGCCUAAAAGGGUGAUAUCUUUAUAGGCAUUGAGUUUUUAAAGCCUGAGCUUUGAUGGGUUUCUUCUGUUUUAAUCCUUGGUACUCUGUGAAGGAUGUCAUGGCUAUGAUAGCUGUGCUAUGCUAUUACCUUUUGCUUCUUUUCUUGGGUUUGAAUUUCUCCCUUGUUACUGGGAGUUAUUACAUCAAGUGCAGUGGGGGAAAGAAUGUUAAAUGCUAAAGUUGGUGGUGGUUGAAUAGAAGAAGUGUAGGUGGUGAAAGUAUUUGGCCAUGGCGUCAACUUCUUGUGCCAAACAGAGUCCACUGCCUAUGAAGGAACCACGCUCUACUUAUCAUUCAUAUCCAACUCCUCGAUAUGAGGAUAUUGUGGCUAGCCCGAAGCUCUUCAUGUCUACUCUUGAGAAGCUUCAUGCUACUAUGGGAACCAAAUUUAUGAUCCCCAUUAUUGGAGGAAAGGAGUUAGAUUUGCAUCGGCUCUUUGUGGAGGUUACUUCUCGUGGUGGUAUUGAGAAGAUUAUUAAGGAGAAAAGAUGGAAAGAAGUUACAGCUAUUUUCAACUUUCCUUCCACAGCUACGAAUGCGUCGUUUGUGCUGCGCAAAUACUAUGUUUCAUUGCUUCAUGAUUAUGAACAAAAUUACUAUUUUAGAUCCCAGGAUUCUCGGCAGAGCCCAUCAACAGCCCCAAUACCAGCUCAAGGGACAGUGCAGCCAUCAUCAGAUGUUCAAACCCCUGUUAUCCAACAACCGAAGAUUAAUUCUGCUGUGUUGCCUACAGCAAGACCAGCAUCAACUUCAGGAUAUCCGGUGAUAGGGGUCAUUGAUGGAAAAUUUGAAAGUGGGUAUCUUGUUACCGUCACUAUAGGCUCGGAGAAGCUAAAAGGUGUUCUCUAUCAGUCUCCACAGGACCCUGUACAGCAAAUGCAACAUUCUCAUAAUGUAAACACCAACAAUUCUGCCAAUGCUCAUGCUGUCUCUGGAAUACAACGUCGCCGUCGCAGGAAGAAAUCAGAGAUUAAGAAGAGAGAUCCUGCUCAUCCAAAACCUAACAGAAGUGGGUAUAAUUUCUUCUUUGCUGAGCAACAUGCAAGACUGAAGCCACUUCACCCAGGGAAGGACAGGGAUAUCAGUAGAAUGAUUGGUGAAUUGUGGAAUGCAAUUAACGACUCAGAAAAGGCUGUUUAUAAGGAGAAAGCUCUUAAAGAUAAAGAAAGAUACAGAAUAGAGAUGGAGGAUUAUCGGGAGCGAUUGAGGACAGGUCAAGUCGUCAGUGAUGCUAUACCGCUACAACAGCGUCUUCCUGGAAAAGAGGUAUAUGUGGUUGAAGCAGAAAGAAAGCUUGACAAAACUGGAGAAGAUUCUCCUCAAACUCCAGAAAAUGAUAGUAGCUCUGGUGAAAGUGAUUUUGAAGAUGAUAAGACUGCAGAAAAGGAUUUGAUUAUUGAGGCAUCUAAAGUAGUGGGAGUAGGUGCUGAAUCUGGGAAUGUUGGUGUCGAGGAUUCAGCUGAGGAGCCCCCUUUCAAGCAGGCUAAGGUUGACGAUAAUGUUGGACAUAAAAGCAUUGAUAGAGUUGGUGAUGAUAUUUUGAGAGACGAUGAUGAUGUUUUGAGAGACGAUCUUGUCGAAAAAGCUGGUAAUGAAGUUGGAGAAAGCUUAGCGUUUAGCUGAUACAUGGGGCGAGACAUCAGCUAAUGAUGCAUGGCUCAUUGUAGUUUAGAUUCACUUUGCCUGCUAAUUGUAGCUUGCUUAGCGUAGUUCCUAUUUUAGAUAAAAGAAGACAGUUUUAUCUCUUUGAAUUUAAGUUUCUAUAGUAGUAGUUGUUUCAAUUGUAGAGACUGCAUUGCUGUGAGGAAUAGUGUUAUUUAUUAAGAAGGGAGCAAGGUGAGAUGUUUAGCCGAUUCGAGGCAGUUUUGUAGUUAGAAAUGAUAUGAUGUGGUUGUUGAAUUAAGAUUAUGGAUCAGACAGACAGCUUUGCAGUUAUUAAAAUCAGUGAAUAU